Molecule: messenger RNA, 585 nt
Organism: Salvia hispanica
Lineage: Eukaryota; Viridiplantae; Streptophyta; Magnoliopsida; Lamiales; Lamiaceae
Product: glutathione S-transferase T3-like
Source: RefSeq, a predicted model, not a curated record
AUGUGGCUGGCCAAGAACUUCAUCGACGUCUCUGAGGACGUUGUGGUUGGCAACCAGCAAAGCGGCAAAAUGUUCUGGCAGCGGAUUGCAGAGAAGUACAAUGCCGGUCGACCUAAAGGCUCGUUCGAGCAUACCUACGUGAAGCUACGCAAGCAUUGGGGUCGGGUCCAGGUGGAGAUGAACAAGUGGAAUGGGAAGUGGACUAACGUAGUCCGGAUGUGGCCGAGCGGGCAGAGCGAGAUGGACCUUGUGGAUAAGGACAAGGCAGAUUUCUUCGCUGACGGGAAGAAGCACUUCAAGUACUUCGAUGUUUGGAAGCUUGUCGAGAAGAGCCCGAAGUACACCGGUGGGGCAGAAGCGGCGGUGAAGAGAACCAAAGUAUCCGCCGCCGGACACUACUCUUCGAGCGAAGGAGCUCCACCAAUCGACCUCAACGUGACAGACGACGACUUCUUCCUGUCAUCUCAUGGUACUCAAAGCCGUUCGAUGGGCACAAAGGCGGCAAAGAGGAAAGCAAAGGGAAAGGCAACUGCGAGCCACUCCGUUAUGCCGCCGCCGCCCAAUCCUUCCCUGGAUAAGAUAUAA